AUGUACUGGCUUGUACGUGGAGCCGUCGCCGUCACGUCUCGAGAUGGAGAGAGUACAUACGCAGAACUAAAGCCAGGCGCCUUUUUUGGAGAGAUCGGCGUUCUCAUGGACCGUCCUCGUACUGCUACUAUCAUUGCAAGAACUCGCUGCUUGCUUCUCAUCCUGACCAAGGAGGACUUUAGAAACAUUCUUCCAAGAUUCCCAGAGGUGGAGCGAGCCAUCCGGGAUGAAGCAGAAGAGCGUCUUCAGAUCCUUGAGCGUAAGAAACAAAAGGAGUCACCGUCACCACCUGCGGUUGUAGAAAUGAACGCUCCUGGUGGGCAAAAACGUGUGACAAAACGAGUACGGGAUACCAUUGCGGACGGCCUAGAUUUUAAUAAUGACGACCAUCGAGAUGCCAACAGCUUCACUAAGAAGCGCAAAUCACCCAGCCCCAGCUGUCAGGAUGUUCCCACGUCCAGUGCUCUGGCCAACGGGCUCGUCAGCGUGAGAAUGUUGCUCAGAGAACUGCCCCUUUUCGCUAAUCUACCGGCUGAUAUCCUUCAUUUUUUGGGCUUAAAUGCACAACCACGGACUUAUCCACCAUUCACCGAUAUCAUUCGACAAAACUCACAGGGGAGGGAAGUUUUCUUCAUCGUACGCGGUGAAGUUGAGGUCCUGAACGAACGAUGUGACCCCAGCAGCCCCCGCCGUGUUGCUGAUGCGGAGGACUCUCGCAAUGUGCAGGUAAAAGCACGGCUAAAGCAAGGACAAUACUUUGGUGAAGUCGUUAGCCUAUCACUUGCACCGCGAAGAACUGCUACAGUCCGCUCGGUAUCUGCCGUCGAAUGCUUGAUGCUGAGCGGUGAAGUUCUCUCGGAGUUUUGGGCUCGAUGUCCUGCAGAUAUCAGAGAUCAGGUUGAACGGACGGCACGAACAAGGCUUGAUGGCGCUAGUGACGGUGAUGUAGUGAUGGAAGAUGCACCCAGCGCGGACCAACUUUUUACCCCAGGAAAUCAGGCACUCUUCUCCGCCCGGAGACAAUCUAUGCCUCUUCUUACCUUCUCCGAAACAGAACUUGAAUCUCUUCACAAACCCAAUAGGAUGGAAGACGAAUCUGUUGUGAAACCUUCCGACCCAGAUCCAUUUUUGAGUGUUGGGUUAGAUAACGUACGAUCCCGGUCCCGGCGAGGCUCUCUUGCUCCUAUUAUACCUGAAGAUACUGCUCCGGAUCAGCAGUCACAAUCCCAGGCAACGAGCGUAAACUCCCGCUCACGAACACCCUCACCUAAUAAACAUGCUCAGUCGGCACUCUUCACGAACUCAGCCUUUUUUCAAACCAAGCCCUCAAAACAUCGAAACAGUAUCCGUCAUCGUGGAGUACUGUCUAAUGAUGUUCUUGUAUCCAUCUUUCAAUAUCUUGAGCUACAUGUUCUAUUACGUCUCCGUGGGGUUUCUCGCCAGUGGUGUGAGAUAGUCACCAAAUCACCUCGUCUCUUGCACUUCCUUGAUCUAAGUCGGUAUAACCGCAAAAUUACCGAUGAAAUUAUAUCCGGGAUUAUCUGUCCCUUUGUUGGGGACAGACCGCGUGUUAUAGAUGCUAACAACUGUUUUCAUGUCACUGAUGAAGGGUUUUCUGCUCUCGCUAACACUUGCGGUGCCAACUUACGUGUGCUCAAAAUGAAAAGUGUCUGGGACGUCACAGCGCCAACAAUCCUGGAUAUGACAAACCAUGCCAAGUCCCUUCAGGAGAUCGACCUUAGUAAUUGCCGGAAGGUGAGCGAUACGCUAUUGGCAAGGAUUGUUGGGUGGGUGGUACCAGCUCCGCAACAGAACCAGAACCACGUCAACGGUGGUAGAGCUUUACAGAAUUCGAAAUACGCACCGAAAGCGGGUGCAGUACAGCAGCCAGGUCAACCGGCUGCGGGAACAGUAUAUGGCUGUCCGUACCUAAAAAAGAUUACCUUGUCAUACUGCAAACAUGUUACGGACCGUUCAAUGCAUCACAUUGCCUCUCAUGCUGCAAACCGGCUUGAAGAAGUUGACCUUACACGCUGUACAACCAUCACUGACCAGGGAUUCCAAUACUGGGGGAAUGCGCAGUUUCUCAGGCUGAGGAAGCUCUGUCUUGCGGACUGUACUUACCUCACAGACAACGCGAUUGUCUAUUUGACCAAUAGCGCAAAGUGCCUUCAAGAACUCGACCUAUCUUUCUGUUGUGCUCUCUCGGACACCGCCACAGAGGUACUGGCACUUGGCUGCCCUCAACUAACGCAUCUAAACCUUUCCUUCUGUGGCUCCGCAGUCUCUGACCCCUCCCUACGCUCCAUUGGCCUCCAUUUACUUAACCUCCGCGAGCUUUCUGUGCGGGGCUGUGUCCGCGUAACUGGUACCGGUGUUGAGGCUGUUGCUGACGGCUGCUCAAUGCUCAGCCUACUGGAUGUCAGUCAGUGCAAAAAUCUUUCUCCCUGGCUGGAUUAUGGCUUCCAGCACCGAUACCGGGACAGAAUUGAAUUCAUCACCGUUGCACAUAAUGGUAAGAGGUCCCGAUGACAUCAUGCCAGCAUGCCCUUCCUUCCGGCCAGCAUCUAUCUUGUAUACUGUACUCUGUUGUACGGUGUAUACUCCAUUUGUGACAUACCUUUACGAUUUCACCCCGCUUCGCCACACACUCUCCGUUCUUUCUGUAUACUUUUGUUGGCCGGGAACUAGAAAACAUUAUUGGAUCACAUAGCCCAUUCAUAGUUUAUCCCCUUUUGCUCUUUGCUUCUCCUAAAUACCCUCCAUUGUACUGAGUACCAUGUUACCAUGCCUUCUUGGAUCAUGACUAUUUACCCAUUGCACAAACACCGAUCUAUAGCCAUUCGAAUUGCCCUUUUUUCCUUCUUUCCUUCUCCUUUUUAACGCUUCGCAUUAACACACGAUAUAACGACCCCGAAACGAUAUGAUCAAAUACUCCAUUUUGACAAAAUCCAUCUUAACGUGCAUACUCAUACUAUUUUCUUUCCUUCCUUCAGUUCCCUUCUCGCGUAUUCUAUAUUUUGUUUAUUUCAGCUCAUCUACUAUUCUCUUACCCGAACAUCAAAGGAAAUCGAAGCUAUUUCUGAGCUUGGCUGGCGUUAAGAUAGAUGAAACCAGUUGUGCAGAUGUGAUAUAAGAUACCACUUUUAAGUGAUGCAUUGGAUGAGGAAAAGGGAGUGGAUGGCAGGUUAUAAGAGCAGGUCUAGAAAAAGGAGGGAAGGCCACGAUAACUACUCGAGUAAAGUUUCAAUAUCCAUAUUACUUUCAUAACGAGAAUACAGGAGUAUUACACCUUGAAACCUUCGAGUCAACUUAGAAAUUUCAUGGUUGAUAUCGUUGUUACUUAGGACCUAUCUUCCGAGGCACCUGCCUCUUACAUAAGCAGACUCUUAUCGCUUUUCUCAACUUCCAACUUCAUCCGAUUUGACUCUCACAGGCUAACAAGCCAAAAUUCUAUGACAACAUAAGCUCAUUCUCGGGUCAAACUUCCCGUAGUUAGUAUGAAGAAGUUAUUUGUAGCUAUUUCUGAACACUUCGCUAUUACAGAGGUUGUCACGAAAGCAUUAAUUUUCAUGCACGGUACCACUUCCUCAGAACCAGGGCAAUUGAUAUCCCCAAGGCCACACGGCUCAAAUCACACUAAACAUUAUGAAAGAAUAUACCAGCAAAAACGAGGAGUCCAACAUGAGACUAAGCUCGAAAAAUACAGACAAGCCAAGUCGUUCAUUUCUUUGUCAUUGCUCGU
Trichophyton rubrum CBS 118892 is the source of this 3745-nucleotide messenger RNA. RefSeq lists its product as uncharacterized. Gene Ontology annotation, molecular function: protein-containing complex binding; protein binding. The transcript is spliced from 2 exons. NCBI's taxonomy places the organism in Eukaryota, Fungi, Ascomycota, Eurotiomycetes, Onygenales, Arthrodermataceae. Bases 1 to 2532 code for a protein of 843 amino acids. The record is from RefSeq and is a predicted model, not a curated record.